Molecule: messenger RNA, 16607 nt
Organism: Podarcis lilfordi (Lilford's wall lizard)
Lineage: Eukaryota; Metazoa; Chordata; Lepidosauria; Squamata; Lacertidae
Source: the annotation of a GenBank genome assembly
GUUCUGGAACGUUCCCUAGAAGCCAGAAUGCCCCAUUGUCUGACGCCCUGGAGAUGCCAGGAAUGGGAGAUGGGUUGGCGGACCCCAUGCCUGGCCUUGGUGGCGGUUCUGAUCCUGGGGCCGGGCCCCUCCUGGCUCUGCCUGCAGUGCGACCCCAAUUUCGCCCUCCGCUUCGCCUCCUACGCCCCCCACCUGAGCCGCAAGUCCUGGGGGCUGGGGGACGUCCCGGCUGCCGGGCGGAGGCUGCGGGGCUGGGCCCAGGACACCUUGGCGGAACUCAAGCUGGGGGUCCCGGCCGAGAUCCGUGAGUCGACUCCCAGGGUGCCGGAUGUGGCCCUCCAAACCUCCCGAUGUGGCCCUCGGGUCAGAGCACCUCCUAAGCAAUAACACCCCCUCUCUCCCCAUGGACGGGCCCCAUGUCAAAUAUGGGGAAAUUCAGGCUUGUGUGCCAGUGUGGCCCUCGAGACCUCUCCACCUGGCCCCUGGAAAUCUCCACAGGCCACUCCCCCUGGCGCCGGGCCCCGGCCCCCGUGCCCUCAUUUGCCCAGCUGGGUCUGCAGCCUUCUUACAUCCCUUGCACCGCCCACUGUUGCCCCUGAAAUGCGGCCCUGGGAAGGCCAGCUUGAAGGAAACGUGGCCCUUGAGCUGAAACAAAUAGGUUUCUCCCCACCUGCCACUUAGACAAAGGAAGACAAGGCUUUCCUGCACCGGGUUCACCUGUGGAACUCCCUUCCACAAGGUGUGGCGGUGACUAAAAACCAGGUUAUUCUUUUUUAUAAAAUCGAAAUGUCCCUUUGCCAAAAUUCGUGACCUGUUAGGAGCGCAGCCUUGCAUUUAAGGUCCAUGUGGACUGCAGCUUCCGGGGGGGCUUAUAAUUUUUUGUAUGCUCUCUCCCCACAUCCUGUCUUUUCCCCAUCUCUCCCCAUCUUGCACAGCGAUGGAGAAACUCCAGGCAAUAGCUACAGUCGUCUACGGGAAGCUGGACACCCUCUUCAAAGGCAACACUUACAAGCCAGGUAAAUAGAUAUAAAUAUAGAUAUAUAGAAAGGGUCUGCCUUUAUCUGUUUGCCCGGAUUAGGAUGACCAUUUAUGGCAACUAGAAUCGCCCGGGGCUGCGAUUCCUCUGCAAAAGUCUGCAGAUGUUCCUCAUCACAGAACUGUAGAGUCGGAAGGGACCCCCAGAGGCAUCUAGUCCAACCCCCUACGAUGCACGAAUCUUUUGCCCAAUGUGGGGCUCGAAUUCACAACCCUGAGGUUAAGAUUCAUGCUCUACCAAGUUUAAAGACACACACACACAUGCUGCCGGGCCUCUCUCUCUCUUCUCCCCCCCAAAAGGUGGCCUUCCGGAAAUCCUGCGUUCCAUUUUCGAGGAACAAGUCAAAUUGCUACGGAAUGCCAUCAUCGAAAGUGAGUGUUCCCUCCUUCCGUCGUUUGGAGUUUAUUUCCUGGAUUAUACAUACCUGUGUUUUGUAGCAGGGCUUAGUUAAAAAGAGGCAUAUUAAGAAAGCAGGAUGGCUCUUUCACGCAGAAGCCCCUCUCUCAGGCCGGCUUGUGGGAAUGCCUCUUUCAAAAUGGUGGCCAACGGGAAUGCAUCGCCUCUGGAUAAAAAGCUAAAGCGUGUUAAUUCUAUUUUUGAAAGCAGUUGGUACCGUAUUAAGCAGUUGGUCCCUUCCCUUUCCCGCCCCGCCCUGGCCAUGGUGAUCCAUGCGACGGUCACCUCCAGGCUUGACUACUGUAAUUCGCUCUAUGCGGGGCUGCCCUUGAAGCUGACCCAGAAACUCCAGUGGGUGCAGAAUGCUGCAGCGAGGCUCCUCAGGGGGUCUCUGCCAUGGGAGCAUAUUCACCCAGUGCUUUACCAGUUGCACUGGCGCCUGGUGGAGUACAGGGUCAGGUUCAAGGUGCUGGUUUUUACCUUUAAAGCCCUUCAUGGCCUAGGACCCUCGUACCUACGGGACCGCCUCUCCCGGUAUGCCCCACAGAGAGCCUCAAGGUCCAUAAAUAGCAACACCCUAGAGUCCCAAGUCACAAGAUUGGUCUCAACUAGGGCCAGGGCCUUUUCAGCACUGGCCCCGACUUGGUGGAACGCUCUGUCCCAAGAGACUAGGGCCCUGCGGGACUUGAGAUCUUUCCGCAGGGCCUGCAAGACAGAGCUUUUCCGCCUGGCCUUUGGUCUGGACUCAGUCUGACCCUUAUGUUUCCCUCCCCUUAUGGUUUUGAUCUAUGGGCUACUUUUAAAAUGAGGCUGCAUUUUAAAUUACAUUUUAACCUGUAUUCUAAAUUGGUUCCCCCCCCCUAUUAUGUUUUUACUGUAAUUUUAUUGGUGUUAGCCGCCCUGAGCCCGGCUCUGGCCAGGGAGGGCGGGGUAUAAAUAAAAUUUAUUAUUAUUAUUAUUAUUACUUUGGAAAUGCAUGUAAUAUUGAGCAGCAAAUAAGGCUGGGUAGGGAAACAUCAAGGCCGUGGGAGUCGGUGUGUAAAUUUGUAUUAAAUUAUAAUCAAUUUGAUGUUCGGUUGUUAAAAUUUUUGAAGAGCAAUAGCAAGUGAAUUGGCAAAACAAAGAGGGAUGCCACCUUGAACAGGCAGCCGAUGGAAGUGCGGGAAUGUCUCAUCGAAAAGUUCAGCUCUUGGGAAUCCCUCUUCUAAUACGGCAGCCAGUGAUAGAUAGAUAGAUAGAUAGAUAGAUAGAUAGAUAGAUAAUUUAUUACAAUCAAAGACCAGCUCACAUAACAUAACACAAUAAAAACAGCGUUCAUAAAGAUAAAAUAUACAGUUGGAGCAGAUUGCAGCAAUAGCUCAUGACUUAAAAUUGAGAUAUAUACAUAUACCUGUACAACUGAGAUUUGGGCUACCACAAAAAAUUGACCCUGAGGCGCCCCAAAGGGCGACUUCAGCAUUUCCCCAGUAAGCUAUUUUAUUCUAGAGGAUGAUCUGUGCCUACAAAUCUGGGCGCAGAAUCUGGCUACCAGCCAGGUCGUCUUGUGAUCUUUGCCUAAGAGGAGAGAAUGAUGUUUAGACAUGUCUGAAAGAUCGGCGAGCCCCUUCAGCAAAGGAUCAAUGGUGUCUCUGCGAAUCUCAACAUAUAUCUAAAAAAUAUAUGUUCGAGGCUUCCUAUUUCCCCUAAUGGGCAGGCGCAAAGUCUCUGUGCGUACGGGACUCUUCUAUAGGAGCCUUCCAGAACCGGUGAGGGCAAGGCUGAGCUUCUAGCAAGAGUGAAAGCCCUUCUUGCAUUUCUGGAUGUGAGGCAAUAGAGAUAUGUUGCUGGAGGGGCUACGUAUCUCCCGUUUUCUAUGAAUUUAUAAUCGGGGACCCUUGUACAGUCUUGUUGUCUCUCUAUGUCCAGGAUUCUUUGCCUAACCACGGAUCUAGCUUGGCCCAAGCCCAUAGUUAUGAGGGUUUGGGGAGCAGGGUCCAGUUUCUGAAGAGUGUUUAAGAUUGCUGUCUGCCAGCCAGACUGAAACUGGUCGCUAAGAAUCGAUGGGGCUAUUCCUCGGGAGAGCAGUUUCAGAGUUAGCCACUUACCGUAUUUUUCGCUCUAUAGGACGCACUUUUUCCCCUCCAAAAAUUAAGGGGAAAUGUGUGUGUGUCCUAUAGAGUGAAUGCAGGCUCCUUGGCUUCAGCGAUAGCAACACGAAGCCCCCGAAGCGCAGAGGGAGCGCUCCCUCUGCGCUCCGGAGGCUUCGCAUUGCUUUCGCUGAAGCCUGGAGAGCGAGAGGGGUCGGGGCACACAGACCCCACUCGCUCGCCAGGCUUCAGGGAUAGCCGUCUGAAGCCUUCAGAGUGCAGCGCAAGUUCCCGCUGCGCUCCAAAGGCUUCAGGUUCCUUUCGCUGAAGCCAAGAGAGCAAGACUCUCCCGGCUUCAGCAGAGAGGGAGAGCUGCUCAGCGCCCCUUCAGCCAAGCGGGAGGAGAAAUGGAAGGGGCUCCGUUUCUCCUGCCGCUUUGUUGAAGGGGCGCUGAGCAGAGAGGGGGAGAAUUUUUUCCCCCUUGUUCUCCCCCUCUAAAACAAGGUGCGUCCUACGGUCCGGUGUGUCCUAUAGAGCGAAAAAUACGGUAUAUAUUGAUGUUAGACUGAUAUGAGCUUUGAUUUUCAUCAUGCCUGUUUCUAGUCUGACAUGGCAGCUAGUGGGAAGAACCCUUCUCAACUGACAGCUUGUGGGAAACUUUUUUCUUUUUGUAUAACUUUUAUUAAUUUUCCAAAUUUUAACAAUUACUGCAUACAAUGCCGUUACAUAACAACCAUUGUAUCAUUUGCUCUUGCAGAGCUUUCGACUUCCCUCCGUCCUUUUUCUGGUUUCCUUCUGCUACAUUUUAUUUUGCACAUUUAUAACAUCUCCAUCCUAUAUUUAUCUUGUCUUAACAUUCACUUUUGUCUUAAAUAGAAUGUUGAUUCUUCUUACGAAGCGAGUCUUAUCUCGGUCCUGCUAGUGUCUUUAUAUGUGUACAAUGAGUCUCUAUGUAUAGUAUAAAUUUAGUCCAUUCUUUCUGGAACACUUGAUCACCCUGGUUCUGGAUACGUCCCAUCAGCCUUGCCAUUUCCGCAUACUCCAUUGCCUUCGUCUGCCAUUCUUCUAUUGUUGGUCGCUCCUGCCGUUUCCACUUUUGGGCUAGUAAAAUUCUUGCCGCUGUUGCAGCAUACAUAAACAGUUUUUGAUCUAUUUUUGGUAUUUCCAGUCCAACCAUUCCUAAUAGAAAUGCUUCAGGUCUCUUUGGAAAGGUGUACCUGAACAUUUUUUUUUAACUUGUUAUAUAUAUAAUUCCAGAAGACUUUAACCUUGUCACAAGUCCGCUUGUGGGAAUGCAUUUCGGCAUAGUUUCAUAAUAAGCCAUUACUCCUUCGUUGGUAACACUGAUCCCAUCCAUUCAUGCAAAUAAUUAGGAGGAAUAAAUUUGUGUCAGGGGGUUAUUACUGAAUUUGCUUUUCAGUAGUUUCCUUUUGGGGGGUGGGUUUUGAGUAGUUUCUGCAUUUCUCUUUGGUUUGGGGUGGUUUGCUUGCUUUUCGAAAUUAUCAAUGACAAAAAACACAAUACCAUUGGAAGUGCAGAAAUUGAGAUCAACAGGGGAUGCAUAACUUCUGGGAACGCCUUGCAGAAAAUGAAUCAUAGCACUGAAGAGUUGGAAAGGGACCCCACUGGUCAUCUAGUCCAACCCGCUGCGAGGCAGGAAUCUCAGCUCCAGCACUGUUAAGUUGGUUGAAUGCAACCAGUUAAUCAACUGCAUGGCCGUGGCCCAAAUUUCAAUUAUUCUUGAGAGGGAACCCUACUGCCUAAAAACCGACUCACUUUCUCUCUCUCUCGCCUUUCCUUAGGUAGAGUGAAGUGUGAACGCCAUUGUGGUAAGUGGGCUUUUGUGGGGAGGUGCCAUCUUGAAUCACGGCAGUGCCUUUUGUGUGCCUGAACGGAGAGAGGGGAGCGUGUGUCGAGACCCUCUGACUUUUGUGGGGUCAAGAUGUGAGCCUGUGGGUUUGCCAGCAUCCAUGAUUGAAGGGUUAGCUGCAGGUAUGAGUGGUUUAUAUAGGGACGUGGGUGGCGCUGUGGGUUAAACCACAGAGCCUAGGACUUGCCGAUCAGAAGGUCGAUGGUUCGAAUUCCCGCGAUGGGGUGAGCUCCCGUUGCUCGGUCCCUGCUCCUGCCAACCUAGCAGUUCAAAAGCACAUCAAAGUGCAAGUAGAUAAAUAGGUACCGCUCCGGCGGAAAGGUAAACGGCGUUUCCGUGCGCUGCUCUGGUUCGCCAGAAGCGGCUUAGUCCUGCUGGCCACAUGACACGGAAGCUGUACGCCGGCUCCCUCGGCCAGUAGAACGAGAUGAGCACCGCAACCCCAGAGUCGGUCAUGACUGGACCUAAUGGACAAGGGUCCCUUUACCUUUUAUGAAGAAGAAGAAGAAGAGUUUGGAUUUGAUAUCCCACCUUUCACUCCCUUUAAGGAGUCUCAAAGCGGCUAACAUUCUCCUUUCCCUUCCUCCCCCACAACAAACACUCUGUGAGGUGAGUGGGGCUGAGAGACUUCAGAGAAGUGUGACUAGCCCAAGGUCACCCAGCAGCUGCAUGUGGAGGAGCGGAGACGCAAACCCGGUUCCCCAGAUUACGAGACUACCGCUCUUAACCACUACACCACACUGGCGGUUUGGCAGUGGUUUGGCAGCGAGGCGUGGGUGCUCGUGUGGUGGUUAGGCAUUGGUUCAAUGUGGAGUGGAGGAGAGGUUGUCACACCUGCCCCUCCAAUGCGCAAAGGUAUUCCAUUAAAGGAAUUCAGGGAUUUGCCAUGCUUUUGUCGACCCCUUUUGAGGGCUAGGGCCAUGCAAGAGUCCCUGGGAGCAUUUGGGAUGAGGUUGAGUCUCAUCCUGGUUCUUUGCUCCCCCACGAUGUUUACCUGUACUGACAAUAUGGUGGGGUCCAGUCGUCAGUGCUACCCUUCUCAGGUCAGGUGCAGCUAGUUGGGAACCAAUGCCUAGACAAACUACGCACUAUCGGUAAUCAAUACAGUUGUGGCCAAAAUUAUGCCAAUAACCUAAACGGUAGUUAAGAGGGUUGUUGAAUUGGGUGGCUUUGUGAUUUCACAUCCAAAUAUUACCUUCAAAGCCGUGGCCCUUUAUCGGGAUGCUGGGGUGCAUCUCUCCUCAUUGGGGAAUGACAUCUGGUUGGAUACGGUUACGUGGAAAUUGAAGGUUUGGUUGGGUAUGUGAGUGCUUUGGUGGCGAGUGUAAGGGCUUGAUUGGCGGUUAAAGGUAAAGGGACCCCUGACCAUUAGGUCCAGUCGUGUCCAACUACUAUUUAUCUACUUGCACUUUGACGUGCUUUCGAACUGCUAGGCUGGCAGGAGCAGGGACCGAGCAACGGGAACUCACCCCGUCGCGGGGAUUCGAACCGCUGACCUUCUGAUCGGCAAGUCCUAGGCUCUGUGGUUUAACCCACAGCGCCACCCACGUCCCCGAUUGGCGGUUAGGCAUUGGUUAAAACUAAAGGCUAGUGGCCCCUGGGUAAUGGCCUGCAAAGGAAAGCGGCCCCUCGGCUGAAAAAAAAACUGCCCCACCCUUCAAAACAUGGGUUUGGACUUUGCAUCGCAAAUGAUGCUCUGGUGUUUUAAUCUCUGAUGCAGAGGAAAUGGGUCUAUCUGUGGCACUGGAAGAUUCUGCACCACCAGCCUCAGCCAGCCCGCCACCUGCCUCCCAUCUUCCUCCUCCAGUCUCAGUGUUGCCCUCCUAGAACAGCAGGGAGGGAGAAGGAGAACAGGAAGGAAAGCAAACAGAGCCCUCUCUGCUUGUCAUUGGCUCUGGCGCCACCUGCUGUCAGGCUCCUGUCCUGAUCUACCUGCCUGAAGGAGGGCUUGCGGGAGUGGCUGGCACAGGGAUACCAAAGGAGGAUGUCAAAGACGUCCGCAUGGCCGUCUUUAUUUUAUUUAUUACAACUAAUCCAGAAUGCGGCUGCCAGACGGGUGAUGGGGAGGGGCCGCUGGGACCAUGCAACGCCAUCUGGGACCAUGCACUCCACCCAUCAGGAUGGGUUUCCCCAGCCACUCUGGGCAGUUUCCAACACAUAUAAAAACAUAAAACGUCAAGCAUUUAAAACUUCCCGAUACAGGGCUGCCUUCAGAUGUCCCCUAAAAUUUUAUAGUUGCUUAUCUCCUUGACAUCUGAUGGAAGGACAUUCCACAGGGAGGGUGCCAUCACCGAGAAGGCCCUCUGCCUGGUUCUCCGUAAUCUCACUUCUCACAGGGAGGGAACCACCAGAAGGCCCUUGGAGCUGGACCUCAGUGUCUGGGCUGAGUGAUGGAGGUAGAGACGCUCCUUCAGGUCUACUGGGCCGAGGCCAUUUAGGGCUUUGAAGGUCAGCACCAACACUAUGAAUCAUGCCCAGAAAUGCACUGGGAGCCAAUGUAGGUCUUUCACAGGCAUAGGCAAACUCGGCCCUCCAGAUGUUUUGGGACUACAACUCCCAUCAUCUCUGACCACUGGUCCUGUUAGUUAGGGAUGAUGGGAGUUGUAGUCCCAAAACAUCUGGAGGGCCGAGUUUGCCUAUGCCUGGUCUUUCAGGACUGGUGUUAUAUGGUCCCAGCAGCCGCUUCCAGUCACCAAUCUGGCUGCCAUAUUUGACGUCUUCUGUUUUUGUUUUACAGGAAUAAAGCAAUACGAAGCCGUUUCUUGCGUAACCUGCAAUGCCACCAAACCAGCUUGCUUUGGAUAUAAUUGCGAGUAAGAAGUCUCUCUCUCAUUUCCAUGUUAGAAAAAAUACAAUUACAAAUGGCAUAUCGGGGAGGCUGAUUCCCAUAGCAGAAAAGCUUCCAGGCCCUUUCCUGCAAUUAUUCUCCACUGUGUGAAAUCUAAGCCAGAGGUUCCCAAACAUUAUUUUUUUUGCGGGAGUGUGGGGAGUACGUCCCCUUGGUUCCACCAACUCAUUCCCGGGGGGAAAGCAGUAUUCAAAAUAGCAGUUUGCAAGGAAGAUAAUAACACAAUGAAACUCUAAAUCAGAAACAAUUAAAUUGCACAUUUAUUCAAAAUCCAAUUGGAACAAUUGAGUUUGAUUAAUUCAACAAAACUGAUUUCCUUAUCCAUUCUUCUUUGGCGGGAGCUUUUUCCUUCAAUUUUUGUGCAUUAAGAAAUCCUAGCUGCUCUCUUUACUUACAUAAACAGCUUAAUCAUCCUUUUUGAAACUUCUGUCCCUAUAAUCCCUAAGAGCAAAGCUUCACUUUUUUUGUAUAUCACUUUGAGCAUCUUUUUUAUCUCAUCAUAUAUCCUACCCCAAAAUACCCUUGGCUUUCUUACAAGUCCAGCAUCUACAUAUGGGGGGGAAAGCCCAAUUUGCUUGUUUACACUUCCAGCAGUUAGAACACCGUCCCACCAUCUCGUCCUCUGUCGUCCCCUUCUCCUUGGGCCCUCCAUCUUUCCCAACAUCAGGGUCUUUUCCAGGGAGUCUUCUCUUCUCAUGAGGUGGCCAAAGUCUUGGAGCCUCUGCUUCACGAUCUGUCCUUCCAGUGAGCACUCAGGACUGAUUUCCUUAAGAAUGGAUACGCUUGAUCUUCUUGCAGUCCAUGGGACUCUCAAGAGUCUCCUCCAGCACCAGAAUUCAAAAGCAUCAAUUCUUUGGCGAUCAGCCUUCUUUAUGGUCCAGCUCUCACUUCCAUACAUCACUACUGGGAAAACCAUGGCUUUAACUAUACGGACCUUUGUCGGCAAGGUGAUGUCUCUGCUUUUUAAGAUGCUGUCCAGGUUUGUCAUCACUUUUCUCCCAAGAAGCAGGCGUCUUUUAAUUUCGUGACUGCUGUCACCAUCUGCAGUGAUCAUGGAGCCCAAGAAAGUAAAAUCUCUCACUGCCUCCAUUUCUUCCCCUUCUAUUUGCCAGGAGGUGAUGGGACCAGUGGCCAUGAUCUUAGUUUGAUCUUCCAUUAAAAACUGCAAAAAAAGACGAUGAAUUGAAAGUGCAGACGAUGGACGUACCUUUCCCUCAUCUGUUUGUUUCAUAACACAAAAUAAGGGCAAGGUAACUGCAGCCAGACAGGUUAUAGCGAGUAAUUGGAAAAAAUCCAGAAGAGCUAGAGGUGAACCAAUGAAGGAAAAAAGUGAAGAAUAUUAUAAUUUUAGAAUAUCUAACUGUGAAGAUACACAGAAUGAAAGGGUUUGAGGUCAGUGAGAAAGAGGAAGAUUGGUUUGAGAAGAUAUUGAAUUAUUUGGGUAGGUCUGAACAAUGUGGGGCAAUUAAAAUGUUAAAAGUUCAAUAAACCUUGUGGAUGGAGGAGUGUUAACAUAUAUAAAAUUGUACAUAUGGUUGAUUUGAAUAUGUUGUUAUUGAUUAUGUAUACCCAAUGUAUCAGCCGCCUGGGGGGUUUCACUGUUUGUGUUUGGUUGUUGGUAAAAAAUUAAAAUUAAAAUAAAUAAUAUAAACUAAUAAUCAUAUUAAAAAACAGGGGAGACUGGUUCAUUAUGGCAAGUGGCUUCAGUCUGGCCCUGACACCCAGGAAGUCUCUCCAGCCACAACCCCACAUUCUGACCCCGAGUUUCUGUCCCCUGUUUCCGCCCCCCAGGUCCUCUGAAGACUGGGAAGACGCCUUGAAGGGCCUGUACGAGUACAUGUGAGUUCUCCAGGGGCUGUACAGGGUUAGGGGUGAUGGGCAGGCAUUUGGGAGGCAAGAAAGGGGAGCAAGCAGUCCCUGGUGAAGUUUCUAGUCCCUGUGUUCCUGGAGACAGGGUGAACGAAGCGAGACGGGGAGAGGGGCCACCUGGGACCCCCCCCCAAGUUGUUGGACUCAUCCCUGGCUUGGGGCCAGUGGGAAUUGGAGUUGCAACAUCGGGUGGGUCACAGGUUUGCCGUGGUCUAAGAAGAUGCAUUCUCUAGUGCAUGCAAGCGAUGGAAGAAUCCUUCUGUUCAGGACAGGCGCUUCCUCCUGGGAAUGGAGAAUGCCCCUCCUUGCAGCAGGGGCAGGGGGAAUUUGCAUCCCUCCAUAGAUCAUUGGCGGAAGGCCUCUAUUCGCAAGAUGCAUUCCCUCCUGAGGAAGGAGAAUGCCCCUUGGAAGAUAUCUUCAUGCUUGCUGGGAAUGCAAAAUCAUAGAUAUAUUUUGGACCGGGCUCUUCGAUUUUCUCUCCGAAAUUAUUAAACAUCCUCCUUUGCCAGUACCAGCCUUAGCUUUCACUAAACCCAGAUUCUGACCCCACCACCCAGCAUAAAGAUUUACCGUAUUUUUUGCUCUAUAAGACUCACUUUUUCCCUCCUGCAAAAGUAAAAAGGGGAAAUGUGUGUGAGUCUUAUGGAGCAAAUGCAGGCUGCGCAGCUAUCCCAGAAGCCACAACAGCAAGAGGGAUUGCUGCUUUCACUGCGCAGCGAUCCCUCUUGCUGUUCUGGCUUCUGAGAUUCAGAAUAUUUUUUUUCUUGUUUUCCUCCUCCAAAAACUAGGUGCGUCUUGUGGUCUGGUGCAUCUUAUAGAGCAAAAAAUACGGUAUAUAUUUUGGAAACCGGCUCUUCGGUUUUCUCUCCGAAAUUAUUAAACAACCUCUCUUGCCAAGCCCAGCCUUAGCCCUGCUUUCACAAAACCCAGAUUCCGAUCCUACCACCCAGCAUAAAGAUUUACCGUAAUUCUUUUUCUACUGGUAGCUGCACACUUAGUGAUAGCAGAUCCCUGGAAAUCCCAGGUGUUACAACUUCUUGAGAUGUGGUUCAAUAAUAUUAGUUCGGAACGACGAACUGGGCUUGGAAGAGUUGCAAAUGGGGUUAUAAAGGAAAAUAAAACCUGGUCUCCCUUCUUUUCAUAUGAAAGGAGGUGGGGCGAGAAAAUAAAGCUCUCCCACCAGCCUCACAAACCUGUCUGUGGAGGACCUAAAAUGACCAUGUAAAAUGACAUUAGCCUGACACCUGCUUCAUAGAAUACAGGCAGGCAGUUGGAAAACUUUUGUAAUGUCUCAGGUUUUAAUCAAGACAUUGUGGCUGGGGUUUUUUGGAACCGCUUUGGAAAUGCUCUUGUUACUGCUCUGUGUGUUGCUUUGUGCUGCAGUCUCUGCUUUAUUGAAUUUAAUAAAAACAAAAUUAAGGGAAGGAAGGAAGGAAGGAAGGAAGGAAGGAAGGAAGGAAGGAAGGAAGGAAAUGCCUCUUCUUAGAUCAAGGAUCAGUGGCACUCUCAUUUUUGCAGAGCUCCAACUCCUGCCAUUCCCAGCUCCCGGCCAUGUGGGCUUCUGGGGCUACUGGAAGUUGCAGUCCCUGCAAUAUAAUGAGGGCCACAGGGCCCCACCUUGGCCCUUCGGACAUUGCAGAGGUCAACAAUGCCACGUCCACACACAGGCGACAAGCCCCAGGCAGUUUGGGGGAAGCAGAACGCAGCAGUCCUGCCCCCCUUUAGAAAGAACUGGCUGGUGGGGGCUCUACAGGAUUCCCAUUAGGUGGUGGCACCAAGACUUUGGAACUCACUGCCACUUGAUAUCAGGCAGGAACAUCCGCGGUACUCUUUGCGGUGCCUACUUAAAACAUAUUUGUUUAGGGAGGAGUAUCCCAACACAUAUUAUUAUUAUUAUUAUUAUUAUUAUUAUUAUUAUUAUUAUUCCACCCAUCUGGCUGGGUUGCCCCAUAAACAUUGAUGUGUUUUGAUCUCCUUUUAGUGCUGUCGCUCAUAUUUUUCGCUCUAUAAGACGCACCAGACCACAAGACGCACCUGGUUUUUGGAGGAGGAAAACAAGAAAAAACAUAUUCUGAAUCUCAGAAGCCAGAACAGCAAGAGGGAUCGCUGCGCAGUGAAAGCAGCAAUUCCUCUUCCUGUUCUGGCUUCUGGGAUAGCUGCGCAGCCUGCAUUCGCCCCAUAAGACGCACACACAUUUCCCCUUACUUUUUAGGAGGGAAAAGGUGAGUCUUAUAGAGCAAAAAAUUCAGUACCUUUCAAAUGCUUUUAGCCAUUUUCAAAACUGUUUCUACCAGUAAAAUUUAAUGUUUCUUGCACACCACUUAGAGGUUUUUGUUACAACCCAGCGAUAUAAGAAUUUGGUUGAAGAAAUAUAAAGAAAUAAAGAAGCCUGUUAUAUCCUCUGUUUUUUCCUCUUCCCCCCUCUCUCUCUCUCUCACACACACAGAUACAGUUUGACAACGUAAGUCAGGCGUUUUCACGAAUGUUUUGGAGCAAAGUUUUCUGCAGCGACGAAAAUUUGAGCGCGGGAAAUGGAAGAUUUUGCCCCCUUCUGCAAGGCCCCCUUGGCUGCGCCCCGUGCAACACUCUUGCGAGGAAGGCAGUGGCAGGAGUCCCCCUGACGGACAGCAGAGGGGCAGCAGUUUCCCAAAAAGACCAGCUGGGGGGCUCUGGGUUGGCCCCCGAGGUGGGAAAAAACAACACCACACCACUUUUGUCCAGGUUGCCAAAAGUGAAACAAUGAGCAGCUGAAUCCACGUAAGGGAGACCCACCUGGAGGUGCAAGAUGAGCUGGGGUAGCUCAGUGGGCAGAAGACGAGUCUCUUAAUCUUAGGGUUGUGGGUUCAAGUCCCACACUGGGCAAAAGAUUACUGCAUCGCAGAGGGUUGGACUAGAUGACCCACAUUGUCAUGUGUGUUUGUUUGUGUGUAUGUAUGCAGAAUAUGUGUGUGUGUGCGCAUUAAGAUCCUCAGAAAUUAUUUUGCUAGGAACUCUUUUUUUUACUUAAGAUUUUUUAAUUAAUUUUUCAAAACUUUAACCAAUUAAUUUCAAUUUUCUAUUUUGUUAUACAUUUCUCUUUUGAUUUGACUUUCCGCCUUUUAUUCCAUGCUGUUUUUCAUACCAAUCCCUUUCACAAAUAUAGUAUCACACAUUUCAUCUAAGACAGAUUCCUCCAUUUCAUCUAUUAUCAUUUUCUUCCCGUUGCUCAAAUUUUAAAUCCUGUUUGUGAUAUCAUUUGGUUAUGAUAUCCCCCCCCCUUCAAAUAAUCCAAAAUUUCAGUGUGGUUUUUUUUAUUAGCUGGGAACUCUUCCAGGUGAUUUUUUAAACACCUGGCUGCUGUCUUCACAGGAACCCAGGCGAGUGGUCAAUGGCACUGAAGCAACUCCCGGGAUUUAGGUAGGCGCCCGUUUCCUUGAAAGCCAUUGGAAAAACUAAGGUACUCCCCCACAAAACAUAGAGCAACAGUUGCGGGUGGGGAAAUAGCGGCCGGGAGAAUCAGUUUGUGGGAGAGGGGGAGGCUUAUAGAUUAAAUUAACGAAUAGCUGCCGAGAUGAUAUAGCAGGGACUCAGUCCUAGAAAGGAGUGGCCCCUUUUUGGGAUAAUUGUUCCGUUCCAGGAAGCGGCGCCAGAGCUGAAGUGAAGACAGGACGGCCAUCCUGUCAGGGAUGUUGUGCUUUCCAGGAUUUUUCUCUGUGCUUUACAGAUUUACUCUGGGAUUUUAUGUUGCAUCCUGCAUUCAACAAGGGGGCUGGGUUACCCCUUGAGGUGCCUUUCAACGCCUAUCGAUUCCUGCUAAUGCAGGAUUGCAGCAGCUAAGGAGGUGUAAACCUGGAAUAAUAAUAAUGGUUUUUAUUAUUAUUAUUUAUACCCCGCCUAUCGGGCUGGGUUUCCCUAGCCGCUCUGGGCGGCUUACAGCACCUACAGGGUCCACAAGAGGGAGGCAGAUACAGGGGGAAGGGAAGGAAUUGGGACCCACAGCAUCAAUGUGUUCAAGAAACCACCAAGAACAUUUUUAGAGCAUUGCAGUGGGGGUCUCUUCCAACUGUACAAUUCUGUAUUUCUCUCCCCCUCCCCCUUAUCUUUCAGCCACUGCACAUCUACAAGGUAAACAAGCAGCCGCGAGGAAAGAUGGACGGGAUUUGCUGAGCUGAAAGUUGUUGUUUGUGGCUGUGCAUGCACACGACAUUUUCAAAAAUGGAUUCCCUCAGAGAGAGUCCCAAAGACAGCUGUAGUUUGCCCCUUGCAAAGCAAAGAUUCCCAGCGCCCUUAUCCUAAUGCCAUAAUGCUGCAAGUCUACGGUGUGGCCACGUUUUGAAUGCCCUGUUCCGUUCUGGUCACCUCUCCUUGAAAAGGAGAUUGUAGAGCAGGGGAAAGUUCAGAAAAGGGGCAACCUGAAGGAUCGAUGGGAUGGAGAAAGGUUGCAGCAUUUGGUGCUUUUUAGUGCAGAAAGGGGACGCGGGUGGCGCUGUGGGUUAAACCACAGAGCCUAGGACUUGCCAAUCAGAAGGUCUGCGGUUCGAAUCCCCACAACGGGGUGAGCUCCUGUUGCUCGGUCCCUGCUCCUGCCAACCUAGCAGCUCAAAAGCACGUCAAAGUGCAAGUAGAUAAAUAGGUACCGCUCCGGCGGGAAGGUAAAUGGCGUUUCCGUGCGCUGCUCUGGUUCGCCAGAAGCGGCUUAGUCAGAAGCUGUACGCCGGCUCCCUCGGCCAGUAAAGCAAGAUGAGCGCUGCAACCCCAGAGUCGGCCACGACUGGACCUAACGGUCAGGGGUCCUUUACCUUUACCUUUAGUGCAGAAAGGGGUUACGUGAGAGUUCACGCAUCAUUUGGAGAAAGCAGAUAGAGGGAAGUUUUUCUCUGCCUCUCAGAACACUUGAACUUUUAGAUAUCUGACAAAGCUUGGAGGAUUCAGGACUGAUGAAAGUCCUUUGUCACACGGCACAGUUGAACUGUGGAACUCACUGCCACUGGAAGGCUUUAAAGGAGGAUUAGACAAAUUCAUGGCCAUCGAUGGCUACUAGCCAAGGUGGCUAUGCUCUGCCCGCCAUGAUUGGAGGCAGUAAUGCUUCGAAUAACACAAGAGAGGGGAGGGCUCUUGUGUUCAAAUCACGCCUUUGGGUUUCCCAAACGCAUCUGGUUGGGCACUGCAAGAAGAGGGUGUUGGACUAGACAGGCCAUCUACUAUUCCAGCACGCUCAGGCAGAAAAUCGUGCUCUUCCUUAUUCAGUUCACUAAUGAAUUGCUUCCCACGAAGCAUCUGGAAGUGAGUCGCAAUGCAAUGAUUGUUAACGUACAUAAAAACAGCUUAAAACAAUCACACUUUGAAACUAUGAUAAAUAUUGUUACACGCCACUCCAAUCUCUUGAGCAGCGAGAGAUUCCAGGGGUUCCUGCAUCUACCCAGGGCUCAGUUUCCCUGGAAAGGAGGUCAGUAGAAUCCCACUUCUGACACCAGUGUUGCACACACCCAAAUCUCCAAGUGCUGAGAGACUCCAGGGGUUCUGGGCACUAACUCAGGGUUUGGCCUCCUUGAAAUAAAGGCCAGGGGAGACAGUGGUGUCUUUAGCAGUUUUGUUUUUUGUCGACACAUGUAUACAACCGGCACAUGGCGUUGAACUUAACUCCGUGUCUUCCUCUGUUUCCGCAGACCAGAGAACCUGAACUUUACGAGUAAGUUUCCAAAACUUUUGUCUUGGGUGCUGGAGGGGGCAUGGCUUCACGACUUAUGGGCUGAUGUGAAAUAGAGGUAUUCUCUUCCAUUAGCAAGGAAGACCUCUUCUUAGAUCAAGAAGGAUAAAACAUCUCUGGCCCAUCCAAAGUUGCUGGAAUCUCACCUCCUGUCCUCCCAGACCACGUGUGAGAUGGGAGUAAUGGUUCCAUCUUAAAGAGGCAUUCCCUUUCGAGGGAUUGUGCCUCUUCUUCAAAAAGGGACAUAGGAACCCCUGUGGCUGCCGACUCCUGGCAAACAGCCACCAUCCAGCGAGCCCAAAAAUCAGGAAUGGUCCUCCAACACCUAGGGAGGCCAUAGGUUCCUAAUCUGUUAUGCCACCAUGUUACAGAGAUGGAAAGGUGGAGUCAGAAGGGCGCUGCACGCCGGUUUUAGGGACAGCAGCUACAAGGGGGGUCUCUAAUGCCUGCUUUGUGUCCCCUAGGUAUAGAAAGCACCCUCUCCAAAAACUGGCUCAACUUGAUGGCGCUGAAGGAGCUUGAGGGAGAGACCCCCGUUCUCCAGCUCCUCGCUCCGAUCUGCUGAAUUAUUUUCUUUUCCACAAUGUUCUAUGGAGAGCCCACUUUGAUGUAAUAAAAUUAUGGAAUAGAGAGACCCCUGCAGUUUGGUGAUGUGGAGCCUGGUUGUAUCAGAAAGAUGGUCUCAUUGGUUUUACACACAGCCAGGAAUCUGGUAGAUCCCUCCCAACUACAUAUGAAAUGGUCUGGGUCUUUUGAAAGGGAAAAUGGGAUCAACUGAAAAAGGGGUUUGAUGGCUCAAGAAAAAACGAAAUGGCUCAAGAAAAAACGAAAUGGUG